Portunus trituberculatus (swimming crab) is the source of this 2877-nucleotide messenger RNA. RefSeq lists its product as uncharacterized. The record is from RefSeq and is a predicted model, not a curated record. The transcript is spliced from 8 exons. Bases 264 to 1439 code for a protein of 391 amino acids. Lineage: Eukaryota; Metazoa; Arthropoda; Malacostraca; Decapoda; Portunidae.
CCGCCACCGAGACUGAGUGUUGGAGUUUGUGCCUUGCUCAGUAACCCUGCAGCAGCCCUCGUGUGAAGACCGUGAGAAAGAAGGCAGGCACGGGAGUGGGGAUACAGCGAUACAUCAUCUGGUCUACCGCGCCACACCACCAGCCACACCUUGCCUCCCAGAAAAAGACAGAGUGCUGAGAACGUCUAAUUAGCUCUGCAUAGCGUGCCAUCCAGCCUACAUUCCCUUCUCCUCUCCGCUGCUCCUUCACUCGGCCCUGCAAGAUGAAUUCCACGCAUAGUAUUGGCCGACGCAACGCCAUCCCGAUCAUCUACACCAGCGGGACCUACUAUGAAGUCGGCUUCGAUGUGGGGCGCACGUUCCGAGGCCUCAUACAGGACUUCCUCGAGGGCUUCAAGGAGCUUCACGACACGCUGCUGCCGGCAUACGAGACCGAGGCGGGGCGUGCGGCCUACGACAAAACCCUGGCCUGCCUCAACGAAAACUUCCCCCACUAUGUCAGGGAGCUGCAGGGCACGGCGGACGGCGCGCAGGUCCCUUUCCACCAUCUGAUGCUGCUGCACACUGACCAGGCGGUGCCCCAGGCCGCCAACAUAGGGCAGGAGUGUCGCGGCGAUAAGACCAACGGGUGCUCCUCUCUGUGUCUUAACGGAAGAGACCAGGUUCUUCUGGGCCACACGGAGGACGCCCUGCAGGAAACACUGAACUACGUGUACCUGGUCUCGGCUCACAUACGGGAGGACGAGCCGCAGGGGAAGCUUGGCACCCAGAGCGAGGGCUUCACGGCGUUGUGCUACGCUGGGCACCUCCCUGGCUUCUGUAUGGGCUACAACCACCACGGCCUCGUCUACUCCAUCAACGUGAUCUUCCCACAAAAGGUUCUGGCUGGAAAAACACCCCGCCACUUCCUUUGCCGAGCGCUGCUAUCGGCCAAAACGAUGGAGACUGCGCAGCAGAUCCUGAGGGACCGCGGCACCGGGUCGGCUGACGGGUUCAGUGUCAACAUGAGCUUCACCAGGCAGGAGGGCGACCACCUGUUCCACAAUGCUGAGGUGGGGCCCGCCCAGGACACUGACGAGAGUCCCAUGUCCAUCCUGACGCUCAGCCCCGGCGAACACCUUCUGCACACCAACAAGUUCCUACGCCUCACCCACAUCCCAGAGGAGGUGGGCUUGUGCAUGACCAGCAGUGACCACCGCCACGCCCGCGCCGCGCAGCUCCCCUCCCCCGACAACCGCGAGGAUCUGGUAACACUGCUGUCUGACACUGAAGAUGCCAUGUAUCCCUUCUUCAGAGAGGGAUCCGCGGAGGACUACGUGAAGACUGUGGCUUUUGGAGUGUUCGACUUACUGAAGAGGACGUGGACAAUUUGGAUGAGGAACCCCAAGUCCUCUGACCCUCUGCUAGAAAUUCCUCUCCUCUUCACCUGGAACACCUAAUCAAGAAACACCUUAUGUAUGCGAUUUACCGUGACAGUGAAGAUUUGACACCUUUCCUUGCCUGUACUUCAGCCUGCCUGCCUCCCGUUAGCUAUAAAUUACUGUACUGUACUGUCCUUUUCUCGUCCUUUCGUUCAGAAGUCUUGAAAGGUUGAGAAUCUAAUCUUUUCUUUAUUUUUUAAUCUAUUUUCCUCUCUCGUUUCUCUUCUUAAUUUUCUUGGUUUCAGUUUCAUCUGAACUGUUUUUAUUUAUUUUUUCCUCUUGGUUUUAUUGAAAGGUUAAAAAUUUAUUCCUUUUUUUUAUUUUCUUAAUUAUUUCCCUCUCGUUUCUAUUCUUAAUUCUCUUGGUUUCAGUUUCAUCUUAACUGCUUUCAUUUUUUUUUUUUUCCUCUCUUGGUUUCAAUUAUAUUUCACUCCAAUUUUAUUUCCCAUUUCUUUUUCUUUAUUUUCUUGUCUCAUGAUCAUCUUUAGUUCCAUCACUUUUUUUUCUUUUCUUUAGUUCCAUCCCUUAUUUUUUUUUAUUUUCGUUCUUUGUUCAUAAGCUGGAGUGUUAGAAUGGAUGGUGGUAAUCUUGUCACUUUUUUUAUUACCUCGUUUUGUUUUAUGUCUUCUUACUCUUUCUUCUUAUCAUUCUUAUUUUCUUGAUUUUGUCCUCUACUUUCCCUCUUUCUUUUCACAGAUCUUACGUUUUUUACUCUCUCUCUCUCUCUCUCUCUCUCUCUCUCUCUCUCUCUCUCUCUCUCUCUCUCUCUCUCUCUCUCAUUAUAGUACCAACGAGGAGGCAGAGCGAUACCUAAAUGUUUAUAUCGAUGUUCUCAUGAUGUUAUUAACUCCUCAUAAUAUUAACUCUCGGAAUAUAACGAAGCCCCGAACUGAAGCUGGUCUGACGAAGCGGAGUCAAAACCGAGUCGAAGAUAUUACGUUAAAAGUUCCUGUAUGGUUAGUUUUUAUAAGUACACAUUAGUUCCUCUGUGAGUUAAAGAUGUGUUCCUGUAUUGUCUGGAUGGUGGAGAGUUUGUUUGCUUGGUUCUGUGUUUGGAUUUGUCCUUUUCACUCUUCCUUUACUAUUUUUGUGUUUCCUUUAUUACUCUUUAAUUUGUGUCUCAACUUCUAAUGGCUGGGUGUUUUUUUUUUUUUUUUUGUUAUUCUAUUUCAUUUGUUUAUUAUUUUCUAGACGAGGAAUAUGAGUCUCUUCAAACAUUCUGGUAUGUUGUCCAUUAACCUCUGUCACUUUUAUUAAUAUUUCUUUUCGGCUUUGUACUCUGAUCUCCCGUCACUAAGUUUUUGUUUUUGGCAUUUGUUGUCGCAAGGGCAUGUAUAGAUUACUCUUCCUGCUGUACGGAGGAUAUGAGUUGAAAAAAAUAACACUUAAGAACCCUGAUGUGUGUUACUGCCAGAUCCUAUGUGUCUCAUAAUGUUUAAUAAAUGUAUGGAAUAGU